Guillardia theta CCMP2712 is the source of this 1324-nucleotide messenger RNA. RefSeq lists its product as hypothetical. NCBI's taxonomy places the organism in Eukaryota, Cryptophyceae, Pyrenomonadales, Geminigeraceae. Bases 218 to 1243 code for a protein of 341 amino acids. The transcript is spliced from 6 exons. The record is from RefSeq and is a predicted model, not a curated record.
GGGCCUCCUCCCCCCCCGCCGACAGGCUUCUGGGCAAAGGGGAGUCCUGCCCAACAAGCUCUUGCACUGGAAGAAGAUCCCAGCGCAGAAUCUCCGAGAGUCGGUGUGGGCCUCGGAGAAGACGGUGGCAGUGGACGCGAUCUCGGAGCACUCGACGGAGCUGGUCAAGUUGUUCUUUGAGGACCCGGCGGAGGAGAGGAAGAGGAAGAAAGCGGCGAUGAAGGCGAGCUCGUCCAAGGACAAGAAGAAGGCAAUCCAGCUCCUCGACCUCAAGCGUGCCAACAACAUCGCGAUCACUCUGUCGAGGUUCAAGAGCUCCAACGCGGAGAUCAAGAACGCGAUCCUGACGCUGGACGAGGGUCUUCUCUCCCUCGAGCAGCUGCAGAUGCUCCUGACGCUCCUGCCCACCCCCGACGAGAUCCGCAUGCUCAAGUCCUACAAGGGCGAAGUGGAGAAGCUCGGGCCCUCCGAGCAGUUCCUGCACACCAUGGCGAAGAUUCCCAAGGUGGAGGCGCGGGUGCAGGGCUUCAUCUUCAAGCAGGAGUUCAACGCGAGGAAGAGUGAGCUCAAGGAUAAAGUCACGCUCGUCGCCUCCGCCGCCAAGCGCGUCAUCGAGAGCGUCAAGUUCAAGGGCAUCCUCGAGAUCACCCUGGCCCUCGGCAACUUCAUGAACAGCGGGCACCAGCUGGGGAACGCGCAGGGCUUCAGCAUUGAGAGCGUGUUGAUGCUGUCGGGGAUCCGCUCGGGCAGCAACAAGAAGAUCACUCUCAUGCACUACCUCGCCGCCCUCACCGCCUCCAAAGAGCCCUCCCUCCUCGACUUCAGCCACGACCUUCGCGACUGCCGCGACGCCGCGAACAUCCCGCGGGAAGCGCUGAGCCUGGAGCUGAACCAGCUGCAGCAGUGCUGCGACGAGCUGAGAGACACGCUCUCGGACCUGACGCAGCCGAAGCAGGACAAGAAGGAGCACGACUCCUCCACCAGCACCUUCCUGCAGAUCAUGACGCACUUCCACAAGACAGCCAGCGGCGAGCUGGGGGAGGUCACUGAGAAGAUGGAGCUGCUCGACAAGCGUUUCAAGGCUCUCGCCAAGUACUUUGGGGAGGACCCCAAAUCCUUCAAGCCCAACGAUUUCUUCAAGAAUGUCGCUGUCUUCUGCGACGAGUUCGAGAAGUCUCUCGAGGAGAUCCGCCAGUACCAGAAGGAAGGCUCAGUUGGGCUCGAAGGCCUGCCGAUGAUCUGAAGGACUCCGGGAGGAGGAGGAGGAAGAGGAAGAGGAGGAGGAGCGUCAGUGUAACAAUAGAGGAGGAGGACUGAGACGAUG